AUUUAAGAGCACUUAUGUAUUUCAUAUCUCCCUUUGGUUCCGAUUUUUGGAUCCACUUCGCUUUCUUCUCGAAGCUAUAGGUGUCGUGCUUAGUAUACUUUAAUUCUAUAUUAAGUCUGAUUAACUAAGUUGCUUUUCGAGGCUAUCGUGCCAUUUUGGAGUUGUGGUAUCCAAACCGCCAGAACGGAUUCCUCGAGCUGUAAGGGGCGUUCUUUGCCUUUCCUUUCCUCCUUCCCCAGAUCUCAACCCCUGGUCCAAUGCCUCUCCUCCUUCCUAUCUGGGUAUUCACCACCGCAUUGGCAUUGUUAUGGGCAGACAGCGGACUCUCAUCGCCACUCAACAACCCUCAGUUUCACUACCAGAUGUCUCCAGAAGAAUUACAAAGGAUAUUCCAAGUUAAUUCCCCCGAUCAAGUGCCAGAAUACCAAGUAGUGCAUCUAAGAAGCAUAUCAAAAAGGGAAGCCUCAUCGGAUGACGUUAAACAAAUCCACAUGGCAGCUUUUGGGAAGAAGUUGCAACUCAACUUGCGCAAAAACGCUGAUUUCGAACACCGAAUUCGCAGAAUGAAAGUCCUUAUGGCUGAAACAACAGGUCAAGGCCAACUCAAGUACCACGAGCCUCAGGAUAAAGCCACGGACUAUGGUACAACCUAUCACGACGAAAAACACAUGGCAGCCAUACUCAUGCGAGACGGAGACAAUGGACAGUUGGAAAUGGAGGGCACAAUAGGAAAUGAUCUAGUAAUUCACCCUCUUCCUCUAAAACUAUCAAUGCCAGAAGAGGAAUUCGUUGAUGAUGAGGUUUUUCUUGAUGAAGAUGAAGCUGAGGAAUUGAAAAGAAUGAAUUCGUCUCGGUACCAUAAAGCAAACUCAUCAUACUCGAAACAGCAAAAAGGAAAGCACAUAGUCUACAAAAAAAAGUUUCCUCCAUUACUUAAGGACAGUCACUCUGAUUACCUUUCAAUGGAUGCUGGCGUUUUCAACAAUGUAACUCAUCGAAGAUCCAAGCGACAGGCCCCAGAUACGGUUUGGCCUGAAGUACUGCUGGUUGUGGAUUAUGAAUCGUACAUUCUUCAUGGGGCUAACAGCAGAGAUGUAAAGCGAUAUUUCAUUAGUUUUUUCAACGGG
Molecule: messenger RNA, 1127 nt
Organism: Stegodyphus dumicola
Lineage: Eukaryota; Metazoa; Arthropoda; Arachnida; Araneae; Eresidae
Product: A disintegrin and metalloproteinase with thrombospondin motifs like
Biological process (GO): membrane protein ectodomain proteolysis
Molecular function (GO): metalloendopeptidase activity
Source: RefSeq, a predicted model, not a curated record